AUGCUUCUGUCUUCCUUAUUUUUCAUGAAAAGCUUUUGCUUACAGGUCACUUGUGAAAAUAUCCUUCGUUUUGCUGAACUACUUUUUGGUGAUAUCGACCAACUUGCAUCGUGUAUCGUAUUGUUCGACCUCAAACUCCGAUCGGUACUGUAUUGUAGGUCUUCUACCAGUACUAAAGAGUCGCUUCUUCAUUCUCCAGGACAACAUCCGGUUACUCCUUUAGUUGACUUUAUAAUGACAGGAGCCCCUCCAGAUGAUGACAGCCUUAACAUAGAUAUGUUGUCUAAAUGGCUCUCUCAGUCAGUGCUUCUGCCGGUAGUUGUCCGAAAGGUUUUCAAAGCUCUUCUAGCCGGCACUGACGAGCGGCUGAUGCCAGAUCUCAAAGAUAGAACAGUGCUUUCCCCAUCGGCUCUUGUUCUCUCCAAGUCUGUUCGAAAAAUGAAGCUCUUCCUUUUCAGUCAGAAAAAUGGAGAAAGCUUUUCAAAGCUACUUAAUGCAGUGAACGGAGCAGGGCCCUGUUUGAUAGUUAUUGAGUCUGACAAAGGAAGAACAUUUGGCGGUUUCGCCAACGAAGGCUUUUCUUGUGGAAAUCAGUAUACAGGAGACAGCCGGUGUUUCUUGUUUCAAGAUCAUCCCAGACUUGCAAUCUACAGUGCAACUGGUUUUAACAGUGACUUCGCAUAUCUUAAUCACCAACAGGCUUUUUUUCCAAGCGGACUGGGGAUGGGUGGUCAUGAUGACCACUGGUCGUUUUUCUUGCAUGGAGAGUUUGGGCUGGGGACUUCUUCACCCAGUAUAAGCACUUUUGAAAAGUGUUGGUUGGCAAAUGAAACACGAUUUAAGGUUAGAAGUGUCGAGGCUUGGAGGAUUGGGAAACCAACAAAACGGAAACGUUACGACAGCGAGGGGAACGAGAUAAUUGAGGACGAAAUCUCCGCAUUAGACCGUGAUCCAGAAGCUCAAGCAAUUUUAGAACUUGCAGGAAAAAAAACGUACAGCGAUGCCUACAGGGAACCACCAAAGAAUGAAUGA
Molecule: messenger RNA, 1032 nt
Organism: Enterobius vermicularis (human pinworm)
Lineage: Eukaryota; Metazoa; Nematoda; Chromadorea; Rhabditida; Oxyuridae
Source: the annotation of a GenBank genome assembly